Molecule: messenger RNA, 2683 nt
Organism: Schistosoma spindalis
Lineage: Eukaryota; Metazoa; Platyhelminthes; Trematoda; Strigeidida; Schistosomatidae
Source: the annotation of a GenBank genome assembly
AUUGCAAAACUGAAGGUUAUCCUUCUUGUCAAGGACGGGUAUUCGUCUGUAGUACCGGUAAUACUUGGUCCGUAAAUAACAAAGAAUGUCGAAAAUGUCACACAAUCCCACUCCUGCUUCAGUUCCAAUUGAAAAUUCUGCUUUAGAUUCUGUUGAAGCAGCUAAAGCUAAACAGAAUUCUUUACGUGAACGUUUAGCUGCAAGACGUCAACUUUUAGCUUCUGUUACUCAUUCUACUAAAAAUUCGUCUUCCGCUGCCUUGCUUACAAAUAAUAACAGUACUGGAAUUGGUUCAAUUAACAAACCUUUUAAUGUUAGCCAGUCAACUGUCUCGGUUAUCGAGAAUGCAUUGAAACGAAAACUCACUGAUAAUAAUAUAACGAGUGUGUCGUCUGAUACACUUUCAGUCCAUUCUCAAUCGAAUAUAACUUCUUUAUCAGGAUUAUUGAAUCCGUCAUCUAGUAACUGUGAUCAUAUUGGGAAAUGUUCAUGUCACAAAUCACAAAAUGUAUCUACUGUCGAUUCGAAACAAUCAGUCCACAGUUGUAAUUUACUUGAUAAAUCAUCUGAUGUCGAAAAAUCAAUCCCUAAACAGUCAAGCAGUAUUCAACAAUUGAAAACGUCACAUCAACACGUAAUUCAUAAAUCAGAAACAAUGCCUAUAGACUGUGAACGGAAACCAAAUUUUUCUAAAAUCAAAAAACUGUGUGAAAACAAUGAGUCAAUAUCCGAUAGAAAUAAACGUCUACCUAACGAUAAAUGUAAUCAUGAAAUAGAAUUUGAUUUAGAAAAUCUGUUGGGUGCUGAAACGAUACGUGAAAAAGAAAGUAAACGAAUACGUGAAGAAGUUAUGGAACUAUUGAAUAGACAAUCGACCAAAGAAAGAUUCCUAACGGAACGUUUCCGAACUCAAGGAGGCAGUCAAGUACAACAGUUUUGUUCUUAUGGUACCCGUACUGAAUGCUCAAAAGUUAAAGCACGAACUGGUGAUAAGAAACGGUGUACUAAACUUCAUUUCCGUAAAAUUAUACACCCACAUACGGAUGAAUCUCUUGGAGACUGUUCAUUCUUGAAUACUUGUUUUCAUGUUGACACGUGUAAAUAUGUUCAUUACACAAUCGAUUAUACAGAUAGUGUUAAUCAACAAUUGGAUGGUGGUGUUGCUAAUCGGAAUGUGUUAAAUAAUAAAAAAAAUCAUCAAAAUGAUAAUAGUUCUACAACAAAUAUAAUGUCUUCGUCAUCAUCAUCAGUAUCGUCGUCACAAAUCAACACAUCUUCAGUAGAUUCAAUUAAUGACGGUGUCAGCGUUAGUGGCGGUGGUGCUGUUAAAGACAAUGGAACAUCACUAAUUUUAUAUCCACCUCAGUGGAUUAACUGUGAUAUACGACUGAUAAAUAUGUCAAUCCUUGGAAAAUUUGCUGUAAUUAUGGCUGAUCCACCAUGGGAUAUACACAUGGAACUGCCGUAUGGAACAAUGUCAGACGAUGAGAUGAGACGACUAGAUAUACCUUGUUUACAAGAUGAUGGUUAUAUAUUCCUAUGGGUAACGGGAAGGUCAGUAAAUGUUUUUUUUCUCAUUUAAAUUACAACUGAUAAGUUCGAUUUUAAUGUACACUAGUGGUUGUUUUGUUCUAUACCAGGGGAUCUGAAAAUCGUUCGUUCAGAUAUUUAAGUUCCACUUCUCGGGUUAUGUGUUUAAAACAUUAUGUGUUUCAGAUUGGAUAGUUCCAUAAAAUUAAGUGAUGUGUGAAUCUACUUCGAAUGUUACCUAAUUUGAAAGGUGAACCAAUCGUUACAUAUGCGUAUUACUCUAUUUAUCUUGAUAUGUAAUGGUAAUGAACAUAGUAGAUUAAAAUAACGUUCAUAACCAUCAAAUUAAAGCGUAAGACUAGUUCAUGGAAUCACUGAUUGCUGGUUUAUACCGUAUCGAGAUGUGUACUUCCUAUGAUUGGAUUUCACAUGAACAUUGUAGGAUCUACGUAACUUUCUUUUCGUCUAUUCGAGUUUUAGACAUAAUGCUACUGCGAUGUGUAGCGUCUUAAACUGUCAUGCUUCUUAAUAAAAACUCUGACACCUUUCUAAACUCUUGCUUGAAAACUCUGUAAUUUGGAUGAUUGCCUUCUAGUUAUUUUUUUUACUUCGAAUCACACAGAGCUAUGGAACUUGGUCGAGAAUGCUUACGUUUAUGGGGUUACGAACGCGUAGAUGAGAUUAUAUGGGUUAAAACUAACCAAUUGCAACGUUUAAUUCGGACAGGACGUACAGGACAUUGGUUAAAUCAUGGCAAAGAACAUUGUUUGGUUGGUGUAAAAGGCAACCCAAAAGGUGUAAAUCGAGGUCUCGAUUGUGAUAUAAUUGUCUCUGAAGUUCGUGAAACUAGUCAUAAACCUGAUGAAAUCUACGGUAUUAUUGAACGAUUAUCUCCUGGUACACGCAAGCUCGAAUUAUUUGGACGUCCUCAUAACUUACAGCCUAACUGGAUCACGCUUGGAAAUCAACUGGACGGAACUUAUUUGGUUGAUCCAGCAGUUGUUGAAAGAUUUAAAAAACAUUAUCCAAAUGGUUUGGAUAUAAAAGUCAAAUAAAAACUAGACCAUGCAUUCAUUCUGAUUUAUACAUACAUAUGUACAUUCGAUUUAUAAACUCACUGUAAAUAUUGUAAAAAUAUAAAGAAUAUUACUGC